Molecule: messenger RNA, 2585 nt
Organism: Elaeis guineensis (African oil palm)
Lineage: Eukaryota; Viridiplantae; Streptophyta; Magnoliopsida; Arecales; Arecaceae
Product: receptor kinase-like protein Xa21
Biological process (GO): protein phosphorylation
Molecular function (GO): ATP binding; protein binding; protein kinase activity
Source: RefSeq, a predicted model, not a curated record
UCUCAACGGCAUCCCAACAUCUUUCACCAACCUCUCCUCUUUGGACUACCUCCGCUUGGACAGCAACAGGAUUACAGGCGGCAUCCCUCCUUGGUUAGGGAACCUGUCCUCUGCCACCGUCAUUGGUCUCGGAAUGAACACCCUGUCAGGAGUCAUUCCAUCUUCCUUAUGCCGUCUACCCUCUCUUAUUGUCUUUGUUGUAGCACUAAACCAGUUAUCAAGCACGAUUCCACCCUGUCUAUACAAUCUCUCAACUAUCAAGGUUUUGAGUGUGGGAUAUAAUAGUCUCAGAGGGACCAUCCCAUCUCACAUAGGCAGCACUCUUCCCCACCUCAGUUGGCUCGACAUGGCCUCCAAUCAGUUCACCGGACUCAUCCCUUCUUCGUUAUCCAAUGCUUCUGGGCUGUCUCUCAUUUAGCUCGACAUGAACAAUCUCCAUGGAAAAAUCCCUUGUACCCUUGGAAACUUACAGAACCUGUCAGUCUUGAGCCUUUUUUGGAACCAACUAGCAGCCAAGGAGGCCAAUGAUUGGAGCUUCCUCACUGCUCUAACCAACUGCAGCAAAUUGAAAUCACUAGUAAUGGGCAACAAUAAUCUCGCUGGUGUCUUACCCAAUUCCAUAUCCAACCUCUCCACAGAUAUCCAGGCCCUUGAUUUUUCCAAUAACCAGAUAUCUGGAAGCCUUCCUUCAAAUAUAGGGAACCUGAAAAACCUGAUGGUACUUGGCAUGGGUUCAAACCUUCUCACAGGUAAUAUUCCUGCCUCUCUUAGAAAUCUUAAUGCACUGCAUGUACUGAAUAUGUCUCACAACAAUUUCUUCGGCCAAAUUCCACCUUCACUCGGAAACAUUAGUCUAUUGAAUUGGCUCGAUCUGCACGGAAACAAAUUGAGUGGAAGCAUUCCAACCCAACUUGGAAACUGCAAGAACUUGCAGUUACUCGCUCUCUUUGACAAUCAGCUUACAGGUACUAUACCCAUAGAGAUUCUUAGCCUGCCUUCUCUAUCCUUAGGCCGAUACUUAUCACACAAUGCAUUACAUGGGUUCCUACCUUCCGAAAUUGGCAACCUGAUAAAUGUCAAUGUCCUCGAUAUUUCUGAGAAUAGAUUAUAUGGUGAACUCCCUGAUAGCAUUGGCAAAUGCGUGGUCCUUGUAUACCUUGAUAUGAGUGGUAAUUUUUUUGAAGGGGUCAUCCCGACAUCAUUGGGCAAUCUAAAAGGCCUUCAAUUUCUUGACCUCUCAAGCAACAACCUAGCGGGGCAUAUACCAGGAUAUCUCCAAAUAUUUCACUCGCUCCAGUUUCUGAAUCUCUCUUUCAACAGCUUUGAAGGGGAGGUUCCGCUAGACGGGGUCUUUGCAAAUAUGAGUGCAUUUUCACUUAUUGGAAAUCGAAGGAUCUGCGGUGGCAUCCCUGAACUGCAUCUACCACCCUGUUCCUCUGCCCAACCGCAUGGGAAAAAACAGAGAGCUGCUAUCUCGGUAGUGAUCAUCACGGUUGCCAGUGGACUUCUAGGUUUGACUCUGAUUCUCUUCUUCAUUUUACUUUACUGGAAUCAAAAAUCAAGAAAGAGACAUCCAUCCAUGGCUACCAUGGGAACAGAACUUAUUAGAGUCUCUUAUGCCGAAUUGGUUAAAGCAACUGAUGGGUUUUCUUCAGCAAAUCUGAUUGGUGUUGGGAGUUUUGGUUCCGUAUAUAAAGGGGUCAUGGAGUGGGUUGAUGAAAAGAUGGUUGCUAUAAAAAUGCUGAACCUUCAGCAGCAGGGGGCUUCAAGGAGUUUCAUAGCUGAAUGUGAGGCCUUGAGGAGCAUCCGUCAUCGGAACCUGGUCAAAAUCAUAACUGCAUGCUCUGGUGUUGAUUUUAGAGGUAAUGAUUUCAAAGCAUUAGUUCUUGAAUUUAUGGAGAAUGGAAGUUUGAAACAGUGGCUGCAUCCAAAAGUGAAUAAGGGAAUCCCGAUGAGGAUUUUGAAUUUAGAACAGAGAGUGAGCAUAGCCAUUGAUGUGGCUUCUGCACUGGAUUACCUUCAUCAUCACAGCCCAGUGCCAACCGUGCAUUGCGAUCUUAAGCCGAGCAACAUUCUUCUAAAUGUUGACAUGACUGCCCAUGUGAGUGACUUUGGGCUGGCAAAGUUCCUCUCUGAAUCUACUGACUUGAUCUCCAUAUCUGCUAGCUUGGUGGCAAUAAAAGGAUCAGUUGGAUAUAUUGCUCCAGAGUACGGUUUGGGAUGCGAAGUAUCAACUCAAGGAGAUGUGUACAGCUAUGGAAUACUUCUCCUGGAGAUGUUCACCGGAAAGAGACCCACUGAUGAAACCUUCAAUGAAAGCCUAGAUCUUCAUCGAUUUGUUGAGAUGGCUUUUCCUUCUCAAAUUAUGAACAUCGUAGAUCCACAAUUGAUACGAGAGGAAGAGUAUGAAAUUAUCAAUGACAUACAACAAAGGUGCACUAUACAAGACAAGAUACGAGAGUGCUUAAUUUUGGUGAUCAGCAUUGGGUUACAAUGUUCCAGCAAAGUACCUAAAGAACGGCCGCAUAUGGGAAAUAUUGUUAAAAAAAUGACUGCAGCGAGAGAGAUACUUGGUAGGGUCUAAA